AGCCCUGGCCAGCGCGCAGCCUUCCCGGCGCCGGCAAGCAGGGUCUUGGGAAUUCUCACUUGCUUCGGCUCACUCUCUUUCAUAAAAACCACUGGAUCUUACAUGCUUCUGUAACCCCCACUUCCACUCCAUGUCCCCAUGAUCCUGUGUCAGCAACAGGACAAGUUCUCUGGAUGUCAGCUGAGUUACUAAGGUAACUGCUGGUCAAAAGAACCCCAAGGUUCUUGGAAGCAUCCAUCUCUCUUCAUUAAAAAAAUUAAUUAUUAUUUUUUUGUGUGUGUCUUCACUGAACAUUCAAAACUGUUUCUUCAAAGGGUUUUGCAAAAACUCAGACUGUUUUCUAAAGCAGAAACACUGGCGUCCCCAGCAGAAGCAAUGGGUAGUGUGCGAACCAACCGCUACAGCAUCGUCUCUUCGGAGGAAGACGGCAUGAAGCUGGCUACCAUGGCAGUUGCCAAUGGCUUCGGGAAUGGCAAGAGUAAAGUCCAUACCCGACAACAGUGCAGGAGCCGCUUCGUGAAGAAAGAUGGGCAUUGCAAUGUUCAGUUUAUCAACGUGGGCGAGAAGGGACAGAGGUACCUGGCAGACAUCUUUACUACCUGUGUGGACAUCCGCUGGCGGUGGAUGCUCGUUAUCUUCUGCCUUGCCUUUGUGCUCUCCUGGCUGUUCUUUGGUUGUGUGUUUUGGUUGAUAGCACUGCUCCACGGGGAUCUGGAUGCUUCUAAAGAGAGCAAGGCAUGUGUGUCUGAGGUCAACAGCUUCACGGCUGCCUUUCUCUUCUCCAUCGAGACCCAAACAACCAUCGGCUAUGGUUUCAGGUGCGUUACAGAUGAGUGCCCAAUUGCUGUUUUCAUGGUGGUAUUCCAGUCAAUCGUAGGCUGCAUCAUCGACGCCUUCAUCAUCGGCGCAGUCAUGGCGAAGAUGGCAAAGCCAAAGAAGAGAAAUGAGACUCUUGUCUUCAGUCACAAUGCUGUGAUUGCCAUGAGGGACGGCAAACUCUGCCUGAUGUGGAGAGUGGGCAACCUUCGCAAGAGCCACCUUGUGGAAGCUCAUGUCCGGGCACAGCUUCUCAAAUCUAGGAUCACCUCAGAAGGGGAGUACAUCCCCUUGGACCAGAUAGACAUCAACGUUGGUUUUGAUAGCGGAAUUGACCGCAUAUUUCUAGUGUCCCCUAUCACUAUUGUCCAUGAAAUAGACGAAGACAGCCCUUUAUAUGACUUGAGUAAGCAGGACAUUGACAAUGCAGACUUUGAGAUUGUUGUCAUACUGGAAGGCAUGGUAGAGGCUACCGCCAUGACAACGCAAUGCCGGAGUUCGUAUCUGGCCAAUGAAAUUCUCUGGGGUCACCGCUACGAGCCAGUGCUCUUUGAAGAGAAACACUACUAUAAAGUAGACUAUUCAAGAUUCCAUAAGACUUAUGAAGUCCCUAACACCCCCCUUUGUAGUGCCAGAGACUUAGCAGAGAAGAAAUACAUCCUCUCAAACGCAAAUUCAUUUUGCUAUGAAAAUGAAGUUGCCCUAACAAGCAAAGAGGAAGAGGGCAGUGAGAACGGAGCUCCGGAGAGCACGAGUACAAACUCACCUCCUGGCAUAGAUCUGCACAACCAGGCGAGCGUGCCUCUAGAGCCCAGGCCUUUAAGGCGAGAAUCGGAGAUAUGACUGGCUGGUUCCGUCUUUGGGAUAUUUACUUCGCUACACAGUCUGAUGUGGGUCAGAGGUCCGGGACAGUAACACAGACCAUGGUACUGGUCGAGAGGUGGGUGACGGCAAGCAGCCUCAAGAGACUAAGGCUAGCACAAAGGUUUCAAGAAAAGACUGUAAGCUGGAUGACUGAUGUAAAGCGCUUUGCAGGCCUCCAAGAGACACGAUGGCACAUAUCUGUUGUAGUAUAACUUAUGGGGUUUUUUAUGUAUUGUUUUGUGUUUUUUUUUUUUUUUUUACAAAACUUGAAUAUGCAGGCAAGCCUCGGUUUGGGUACAUGACUUACCUGAAAUGCUUCUCUUUAGGGGAACAAGAGUGAUUUUAAUGGCAUAACAUAGGCAAGACUCUGCCUUAAUUUUUUGAAAAGCUGCUAACUACAUGAACACAAACUGUAUUUUUGUUGCAGUGUAGUUUAUCUUUUACAUAACUUUAAAACGUCAGUGUUGAGCAUUUUUGAAAGUGCACAGUAUGCUUCAAAGCAUCAAGUAUUUGGCUAUUAACUGCCAAAACGAGAACCUGAUUUUCUGAGGCCAGUAAUUUGCUAAUUUGUUUGCUAAAAUUGAUCUCUCUCUCUCUCUCUCUCUCUCUCUCUCUCUCUCUCUCUCUCUCUCUCCUCUCUCUCUCUCUCUCUGCUUAUAUAAUAACAUUAUGUAACACUAGCCAAAUGGUAGCCUCUGGGUUUUACACUUUCCUUUUCCACAAUGCUAAUAGGUUAUCUCAAACUUUCAGUUAGACUACCUUAAAUAAAUACCAAAGAUAAUGCACAUUUCUCUCUCUCUCUCUCUCUCUCUCUCUCUCUCUCUCUCUCUCUCUCUCUCUCUCUCUCUCUCUUCACAUGGAGGAUAUAUUUUUAAAAAGAAACAAAGCUUCAUGGAUUGUCUUGGAAGUCCAGAGACACUAUCUUUGAACUUCAGCAAGAUGUGAAACAGUCCAUUCAUUUUGCACUAUAGUCUGAAAAGAACACCAAAGUCUGAUCAAUGUAGUGUGUUUUUCGAGUCUAUUCUUCUGUGCAUCUUAUUUGGAGGGGAGGAGGGAAGCAUAGGUCACAGUUUCAUAUGCACUACACCAGUAUCUUUUUUUCCCCAGGUAGUACUGGUCAGGAUAAUGUACUCAAAGGGAUCUAUCUAUCUAUCUAUCUAUCUAUCUAUCUAUCUAUCUAUCUAUCUAUCUAUCUAUAGAUGCUUGGACUUUUCUGGGCUUCUCUCUCUUUGCACAUUCCAAUGUUUAUUCCAUAAGAUCAGAUCUUGGUUGAGCUUUGUUGGUAACCUGGCACCUUCCAAACCGUCACCCAGUGGGGAAGAUGAACAGAUUUCAAAUUGUGCAGCUGAGUCAUAGCCUUGACUUCCAGGGCAUUUCUAGCUCAGUGUCACAUUAAGAUGUCUGGCCUCUAGGCUUGUCCUUCUGAGGUCUCUGCAGAGAGAGAGAGGAGAGAGACAGACAGACAGACAGAGAGAGAGAGAGAGAGAGAGAGAGAGAGAGAGAACAUGAGCCA
Molecule: messenger RNA, 3193 nt
Organism: Apodemus sylvaticus (European woodmouse)
Lineage: Eukaryota; Metazoa; Chordata; Mammalia; Rodentia; Muridae
Gene: Kcnj2
Product: potassium inwardly rectifying channel subfamily J member 2
Exons: 2
Coding region: 376-1659 (427 amino acids)
Biological process (GO): potassium ion import across plasma membrane; regulation of monoatomic ion transmembrane transport
Cellular component (GO): plasma membrane
Molecular function (GO): inward rectifier potassium channel activity
Source: RefSeq, a predicted model, not a curated record